Messenger RNA from Bombina bombina (fire-bellied toad), 3231 nucleotides. RefSeq names its product zinc finger protein ZFP2. Gene Ontology annotation, biological process: negative regulation of transcription by RNA polymerase II; regulation of cytokine production; regulation of immune system process. The transcript has 7 exons. The coding region runs from base 282 to 2144 and encodes 620 amino acids. NCBI's taxonomy places the organism in Eukaryota, Metazoa, Chordata, Amphibia, Anura, Bombinatoridae. The record is from RefSeq and is a predicted model, not a curated record.
GUCUCGCUGUUGUGCACACUCGGGGGGAUUCGUUUUCUACCCGUCUGUAUGGAUGUAGAUGUAUUCUGGGAGUCGUAGUUUUAUUUCUUCUGUCUGUGCCCGUGUAUCGCAUGCAAGAGACGUCACUACAAGCGCUGCUAGGGUUAAAGUACAUUUCUGCGUUCGCCAUGUUCCCGGGUACUAGCUCUUGCGCGCUCUCAGCCGCGUAACCUGCAAGACACUGUCCGUUUAUUAAUCGCUUCCCUGCCGGCUGAGAGACAUUGUUCAGUUUAGAACGUAAAAUGUCGCUGUGCAUCGUGAAAGAGUGCCCCAACUCAAGCAGAAAAACCAAACUACUUACGACCACUUCACACGUGUUUCCAAGAAAUGCAGAAUAUGUACGUGAAUGGUUGCUUGCGACAGGCCAAUUUGAUGAUUGCAUAGAUCAUAUGGUGAACAGAGUGCUUGAAACCAACAAGUUUACACGUUAUCGAAUGUGUUCACUUCAUUUCGCGCCAAACAAUUAUUACUCCGUUGGACUGAAAAUGUGUCUCUACAGACACUCAAUUCCCACUAUCUUUGGAAUAAAUUUAGCAAGAAAAGUUCAAGCUUUGAGACAAUUGACUUCAUCUGGGCAAAGCGCUACAUAUAAUGCAAAGAACAUUGUACUUUCAUUGAAUAAUGGUACCAUUGUUGAAAAUGUUAUCGACCAUGUUGGAAAUAGUGCUGGCCUUACUUCUGUGGGUUUAUCAAAUGUUGUUACUUGCCAUGUUUGUGGACAUCCCCUCAACAAAGUGUACGUAGAUGCGUCAACUAAUACAGAACUUGAAAUGGAAGCUAAAGAAGCACAUUGCGAUCGAUUGCAUGGAUCCGUAACAUCUUGUACCAAAACCAAUGAGUUGUCUGAUCCGUCUGACCGCUGCAAUAUGAAUGUAACGAAGGAAAUGGGCCAUAUAAAUGAAACGGCAACAUCAAGCCAAUUUAUUGAUCACUUUACUCAGAGAGACCCAAAAUAUGGUCCAGAUACGAGCAAUCUUACAGUGGCGAAAACCAGAUAUCCUCAAGAACCAAGACACAAAAUUAACGCUGAUAUAGUGAAAGUGGAGAUAACAGACGAUCUGUAUGUGAGGCAACAGCUGGAAGCAACUGAUGAGGAAAGCAGUGACCAUACCAGCCCAGAUGAAGAUAACGCUGAUAUAGUGAAAACUGAGAUAACUGACGAUCUGUAUUUGUAUGAUGAGGUGAAGACCGAAGAGGAUGAAGUUCCUAUAAAUAUGGCUACAGGUGGAUUCACAAACUGCAAUAAUCCUAGUUAUGAUCAGAAUUCAGAUGCUUCUUUCAAUAUUUUCCAAAAUGAAAGUAACCAAGUAGGACAUGUAUGUCCUGAAUGUGGAAAAUGCUUUGCCGGGAUGUCAAAUCUUAUUGUACAUCAGAGAAUCCAUACAGGAGAGAAAUCGCUUUCAUGUCCUGUAUGUGGGAAAUGUUUUACCCAGAAAUCACAUCUUAUUGACCAUCUGAAAAUUCAUACAGGAGAGAAGGAAUUUUCAUGUCCUGUAUGUGGGAAAUGUUUUACCCAGAAAUCGUAUGUUACUGAACAUAUGAAAAUUCAUACAGGAGAAAAACCAGUUUCAUGUUCUGACUGUGGGAAACGUUUUAGAAGCAAAUCGCAACUUAGAAGACAUCAGACAAUUCAUACAGGAGAAAGGAGAUUUGUAUGUUCUGACUGUGGAAAAUGUUUUAGUCAGAGAGCACAUCUUAUUGGUCAUUUGAGAAUUCAUUCAGGAGAAAAAGCAUUUUCAUGUUCUGAAUGUGAGAAAUGCUUUAGUUCGAAAUCAACUCUUGCUGCUCAUAUGAAAACUCAUACAGGAGAAAGGGCAUAUUCAUGUCCUGAUUGUGAUAAAUGCUUUGCAAAGAAAUCAACUCUUACUAGUCAUCAGGUUACUCAUACAGGAGAAAAGCCAUUUUCAUGUCCUGAUUGUGGGAAAUGUUUUAGUCAGAAAUCAACGCUAACCGUUCAUCAGAGAACUCAUAAAGCAGAAAAGGAAUUUUCAUGUUCUGAAUGUGGGAAAUGUUUUACUCUGAAAACAACUCUUACCGCUCAUCAGAGAAUUCAUAUUAAAGAGAAAACAUGUUUUGAUUUUGGGAUGUUAAUGAUGAAUUAUUGAUGACUGUGUUGUAAUCCUUAGGGGAGUGGGGGCCCUCAAGCAGUUUUUAGGUGGCCACGUGUGCUUGCCAAUGCUGGAGGAAUGAAUACCCACGUUCCAGAAACCUGAAAGAAUUAGGCGGAUGCAGUCUAGAAUAGGGAGCUAGAUUGAGGGUCAGUAGAAAAACACUCAAGGCUCACUGUUUGCAAGAACAGGCGAUUGUUUUGCAAAUAGUGUGUAACUUGGGGAAAUAUAAAGUUUAAGCACAAUAAAAAAUAAAUAUUGUUCUGAGGUUAUCUCUAGUUACUUAUAAUAGGUAAUCAAAAAUGCUUAAGCAAACCCAAGACCCCUUUAUUUAAAAAAAGGAACUUUUUAAAUUUAAAACAAGUCCCUAUAUAAGUUUGAAUAGACAGGUGAUGACUGUGGAAAUAGUGAUCACCUGACAAAGAGAAUUUUCCUUUGAGUAAAGGCUCAUGGGAGAUUAUAUAAAUAUACUUAAAGAUCCUUCUUCAUGUAGGGUACUGUUGAGGUCAUUCUAGUCGGGUGAUCAUGGAGGUGACUGUCUCCCUAGCUAUAAGAGGCUUCCAAAAGCCCCUGUCUGGAUUAGGAUAGCCAUCUCUGGCUACAGCAAAAAAUGCUUAAAGGGACAUGAAACUCAAAAAAUGUUCUUUCAUGAUUCAGAUAGCCAAUACAAUUUUAAGCCAAUAACACGAGGCAUCCAUGUACAGCCACCAAUCAUCAUCUACUGAGCAUAUUUAGAUAGCCUUUCAAAGAAGGAUCUCAAGAGAAUGAAGCAAAUUAGAUUAUAGAAGUAAAUUGGAAAGUUGUUUAAAAUUGUAUUCACUAUCUGAAUCAUGAAAUUAAAAAAAAUGACUGCAUAAAAUGCAUUGUACUAAAAUGUAAGGGAAUUUUUUUUCUUUUCUUUUUGAAUAUCAGUUGAUUAGUUCUAUUUCAAAAAUCACUGUUAAUUUUUCUCCAUCAAUGCUUAUUUUAAGUCACCUAAUAGAAUUGUAGAUUCACAAACAUUUUGACAAUAGAGUUUAGAAAAAUAAGCUCACACUAUUGUUUCACAACUUUGUAAUAAAAUAUCCUUUAUUUUGUCACACUG